AUGGUGGCUUUCGAGACGCUCGGUGAAGAAAAGCUGAGCGAUGUCUUUCUCACACUUCAGGCAGUCAUGCGCCUGGUUCUUGAGCAUCAUGGCGGCAACGGCUUCAAGCUGCCGCAUCUCCACAAGGACGCCAUGAAACGAGCUGGCACUCUCAUGGAAAACGUGUCCUGCCCUGUGUCAGUUCUCUUUGCUGCCCACCGCUUCCUCCAACAGUAG
This is a messenger RNA of Aphanomyces astaci, 216 nucleotides long. RefSeq lists its product as hypothetical. The record is from RefSeq and is a predicted model, not a curated record. The transcript has a single exon. The coding region runs from base 1 to 216 and encodes 71 amino acids. Lineage: Eukaryota; Oomycota; Saprolegniomycetes; Saprolegniales; Verrucalvaceae.